Messenger RNA from Heteronotia binoei (common prickly gecko), 1435 nucleotides. It is a transcript of the gene SLC52A3, whose product is annotated as solute carrier family 52 member 3. The record is from RefSeq and is a predicted model, not a curated record. Gene Ontology annotation, cellular component: plasma membrane. The coding region runs from base 35 to 1435 and encodes 466 amino acids. Gene Ontology annotation, biological process: riboflavin transport. Lineage: Eukaryota; Metazoa; Chordata; Lepidosauria; Squamata; Gekkonidae. The transcript has 3 exons. Gene Ontology annotation, molecular function: riboflavin transmembrane transporter activity.
GCCUCCUCUGCUCUGAUUGGUCCGCUCGAGAGCGAUGGCGCUGCUCACCCACUUCCUGGCUUGCCUCUUCGGGACAGGGUCUUGGAUGGCCAUCAACGGUGUCUGGGUAGAGCUCCCCCUGCUGGUGAACCAGCUCCCCGAGGGCUGGUACCUCCCUUCCUACCUCAUCAUCAUCAUCCAGCUGGCCAACGUCGGGCCGCUCUUCGUCACUGUGAUGCACAAGUGGAAGCCCCGCCUGCUGAGCGAGGUGUCCGUCAUCUGCGUCCUGGUCUCCAUGGGAACCGGGGCCUGCUUCCUUUUGGCCUUCUUGUGGGACCGCACCACAGUGGUGGCCGGACAACGACACAGCACGGCGUUCUUCGUCCUCACCUUCGCCCUGUCCCUGGUGGACUGCACCUCUUCCGUCACCUUCCUGCCUUUCAUGAUGCGCCUCCACCCUCGCUACGUGCCCACCUUUUUCAUCGGCGAAGGCCUCAGCGGCCUGAUCCCAGCCCUCUUCGCUUUGGCCCAGGGCUCGGGAGUUUCUAGGUGUGUCAAUGUAACUAUACCAAAGAACGCCACAGCCGCCGACGCAAUCCUCGGUAACGCGAGCGCGGCAGACGUCGACUUCCACACGGAGACCCAAUACUUCCCCGCUCACUUCUCCAGCCUGGUCUUCUUCCUCGUCCUCUCGGGCAUGAUGUUCUGCUGCCUUGGGGCUUUCUUCUUCCUCAACCGGCUCCCCAAGGUGUGGGAACUCUCCCAGCAGAAACUCUGCGUCAGCAACAUCACCCUCACCUCGGUCCAGAACUCCUCCGCCGACGGACAAAGGCCCACGGAGUUUGGGGUGUUCGCAGACUACCCGGCGGAUGGACAAACGGCAAGCUCCGCUAAGACUGGGGACAGCGUAGGUCCGGAGAACGUCACCUGCUCUAGGGCCAAGUUCACCUUUGUCUAUUUCCUCGUCGCCUGGGUGAACGCUCUGACCAAUGGUAUCUUGCCCUCGGUGCAGAGCUACUCCUGUCUCCCGUACAGUAACAUGGCUUAUCACCUAGCGGCAACGCUCGGCUCCAUGGCCAAUCCCCUGGCGUGCACCUUGGCUACCUUUCUGCCUAGCAGGUCUCUCCCCGUACUGGGGACCCUGGCCCUGACUGGGACCAUGUUUGGAGCCUAUAACAUGGCGAUGGCGGCCAUGAGCCCGUGUCCGCUGCUGCAGCGCUCGGAGUGGGGGGACGCCAUCAUUGUCAUCUCUUGGGUGCUCUUCACCGGAACGCUCAGCUACAUCAAGGUCAUGACUGGCGUGAUCCUCCGCGGCCACAGCCACAGCGCCCUCGUGUGGUACGGAGCAGUGGAGCAGCUCGGCUCGUUGCUGGGAGCUGUGGUCAUGUUCCCCUUGGUCAGCGUCUACAGCCUGUUCAAAUCUGCCGAUUUCUGCAACUUCCAAUGCCCGGCGUGA